AUGGCCUCUGAACAUAACGAUGAUACGUCUGCUCCUCACCCAUCUGGGGUUGAUAACAACAAGAUGGAUGAUGAAGUGCAAAUCUCUGCAGAGACCAACAACCAUGAAGGACUGGAACACACUGUUGGAAAGAUGGGAAACUCUGAUCACUCGGAUGCCAUGAAUACCGACGAAGAUGAUCAACAAUCAUCAUCACCUUCCACUUCCUUCUCCUUUGCAAAUUUUUACAAUGAAUUCCAAAGAUUAAUACAACUACACUCCAUGCCAACUCGCGAAGGUGAAACUUGGUACAUUGUAGAAGCAAAGUGGGUUGCCGCUUUGAUGAAAAUUGAAUCUACUCAUUGCUCUCCCGGACCUAUCGAUAAUAGUCCCUUGAUUUCUACAGAGAGUACGGAUCCUCAAAAUCCUCGACUCAAAGAUGGACUACAAGAACAAGAAGAUUAUGAUAUUGUUCCAGAAGAAAUUUGGAAUUUAUUUAUAAGAUAUUUUGGAGGUGGUCCAGCUUUUCCAAGAAAAACAGUAAUUGUCAACAAGGAUGCCAUCAGAAUAUCAUAUAUGGUUGAAGUUUAUCCAUUCGAAAUAUCGGUUGCUGUCGUUGCUAACGAAAAUGUCAAUGAACUGGAAUGGGUUGACUAUGAAUUCUCAAAGAAUGAUACCAUUGAUGAAGUGUUUGACAAAGUGAAAAGAGACUUCAAUUUGCAAAACAAGGAGUGUAAAUUAUGGAAGGCAAUUAUGGACUCUCCAUCCGAAGAAGUUAAUGUAUCCAUGCUCAGGGAUGAAACGUUGGAAAAUUUGUUGGAACGAAAAGUUGGCCAAAGAUUCAUCAUUGAAGUCGGACCAAAAUGGUCAAUCGAUACUUCAUCUCUCGAAGAAUCACACACCAACGCUAUGAGAACAGCCAGUAGCUCUCGUAUUCAAAUUACGGGAAAGACUGCUCAAGAAAGAAGAAAAAUGAGCUACGAAACUCCAGGAGCUUGUGGUCUGGCAAAUCUUGGUAAUACAUGCUUCAUGAACAGUGGCUUGCAGUGCCUCACACAUACACCAGUUUUCUACGAGUACUUUGUUCAUGACCACUAUGUGAGCGAAAUUAACAAAACAAAUGUUUUGGGUAUGGGAGGAGCUAUGGCCAUUGCUUUUGGUAAUUUAAUGAAGGAAAUGUGGUCAGGUGAGCAUUCUUACGUUUCUCCUAUUGACUUUAAACGUGUCAUUGGAAAGUAUGCUCCUCAAUUUGCAGGCUACCAACAACAAGAUUCUCAAGAAUUGAUUUCCUUCUUACUGGAUGGCCUUCAUGAGGACUUGAACAGAGUUAAAGACAAACCAGCUACAACUCCUGUCGAAGCAAAAGGAAGAGAGGAUGCCGUUGUUGCAAAAGAAUCAUGGGAUACUCACAAACUUCGUAACAAUUCUAUUAUUGUAGACAAAUUCCAAGGUCAAUUGAAGUCAACCCUCCACUGUCCAAAGUGUGACAAUGUAUCCAUUAUAUUUGAUCCAUUCAUGUAUUUAACGUUGCCCAUUCCAGUUGAGAAAAAUAGAAAGAUUUCAUUUUUAGUGUUCCUAAACUCCACCUAUCCAUAUGAAAUCGAACAAACCGUGGAAAAUGAUAACACCAAGAUAAGCAACAUGCCAAUCAAAGUAUCUUGCAUUGUUAACAAGCAUGGAGCUGUGUCAGAGCUUAGAGACGCUGUUUUGGAACAAUUAGGGUUUAAUCCAAAAGAAGAUCAUGAUAGAUGUCUUAUUUACGAAAUAUUUAACAACAAGGUCUACAAGUUCCUUUCAGAUAACGAUCCUAUCAAUGGAAUUUUGGAAAAUGAUACAUUGCAUUGCCAAAUUAUGCCAAAGAUUUCAGAUUUGAAAUAUAACGAAUGGGUUUUCACAGGAAAAUCUUUUGAAAGAUUACUCUCUCUACCUCCUAACGUUCAUGCUCUAUAUUCCAGUAGACAUUCCUAUGGAUCCUCUAGCUCUCAGCAAUUACCAUUCUUGCAAGUUAAGCUUACUUCUUACGAAAGACAAUUUGAGCAAAUUGGCUGUCCUUUUGUGAUACCUUUGGGAAAUAUAUAUGAGGCUAAGGCACAAGAGGGCCAAGAAGUAGAUUAUCCAACCAAUGCAGACGUUUAUGAGUACUGCUUCUAUUACAUGCUUCGCUAUUUCUCAAAAGAUUUUCUUAAUACUGCUAUGGAAAAUAUCAAGCAGAACAAUUUGAACAUUUAUGACCUAUUUCCAACCAAGCAAAAGAUUGAAGAAAUCAAGAAAAAUGCAUAUGACCGAACAGCGACUGUUGAUGAAUCAUUGAACUCCAUGUUUUAUUUGUCUGAUGGAGAGAACUUCACUCGUUUUAAUGAGGACACUCUUGAUGGUGUCAUUCCAUGUGACGAUUCCGUAUUUAUUCCACCAGUUGAACGACCAAAUAUUUAUGGAAAAACAUCAAGAAAAACCAUUUUCAUGCAUAUCCCUACCAAACACAAGAGGCAGUUACUUGAUUACGUUGCACUACCACAGUUCAAAGAACAUCCGUCUUUAAGCCAAAAAGUUAGCAGCGGUGAAGGUUGUUCCAUUUAUCAAUGUUUAGAAGCCUUCACGAGCAAGGAAAAACUUAGUGCUAACGAUACCUGGUAUUGUCCAACUUGCAAAGAUCACGUCCAAGCAACUAAAAAGUUUGACAUUUGGAAAGUUCCAGAUGUAUUGGUUGUGCACUUGAAACGUUUCUCUUUCACAACUUACAGUAGAGAUAAGAUUGACCGUUUUAUUGAUUUCCCAAUCCAAGAUUUUGAUUUGUCCAGUUAUGUACACUGUAAGGAUAACAAUCUCAAGUAUGACUUGUAUGCAAUUUCGGAUCAUUUCGGAGGUUUGGGUGGUGGUCACUAUACUUGUUGUGCUCGUCAUCACUUGAAUGGAAAAUGGUAUAAAUUCGACGAUAGCAGAGUUUCGGAGAUUAGUAACCCUGAGAGUAUCAAGUCUCACUCCAACUAUGUACUUUUCUAUGUUAGAAAAGACUCGUACAAGGAAUAA
Molecule: messenger RNA, 3006 nt
Organism: Naegleria lovaniensis
Lineage: Eukaryota; Heterolobosea; Eutetramitea; Acrasida; Naegleriidae
Exons: 2
Coding region: 1-3006 (1001 amino acids)
Biological process (GO): protein deubiquitination
Molecular function (GO): cysteine-type deubiquitinase activity
Source: RefSeq, a predicted model, not a curated record